UUUCUUUUGUUUUCUUUCUCUUUCUGUUCACAAGUCACGAGCCACAGUUUAGUCUUUUGGUUUUUGAUAAGAAGACAUGUUAUUCUUGUUCUUUUGAAUGGAUCUAACGGUUUUUGUUUUGCUGUCAGUCUGCAGUCACCAGUUUGUCACGGAAGCUACACAACCUCAGAUUAUUUGCUCUUCUGAGCCAGUACAAGCAGUCUACAGUGAACAUGUCCUCCUUCAGUGCUACCUUAAGCCCCCACUGAAUGCAGCAUCUGAGACAGUGAAGUGGACUCGUGGGAAUGACGUUGUAAUCCUUUGUCAAAAUGGAAAGUAUAAUCCUGGAGCACAGAGAGAGCAUUUUGAAGAGCGGGCUGCUCUCUCCCAGGAGGCGUUAACCAAAGGAAAUCUGUCACUGAUGCUGACCUCACUAAAACUCACUGACACCGGGAGAUACAAAUGCUGCUUUAUCACUGAUAAUGUGGAGAAAAGUUGCUAUGUUAACCUCACUGUUGGGGAGUCUGAUGUGAUUGGCUCAGAUGAACCAGUCAAAGCAAAUGUGGGUGAGGACGUCAUUCUGCCGUGCCACCUGGAGCCCCCAUUUAAUGUGUCGACUCUCACAGUGGAGUGGAAACACAAUAAAACUUAUGUGCAUGUUUAUCGAAGUAUGAAACAUGAUCCAAAUCAACAGAACAGUCGCUUUAUAAACAGAACAUCUCUCUUCUGCGACGAAAUCGGGAAAGGCAACAUUUCCUUAUUACUGAGAAAUGUGAGCAAAGAAGAUGAAGGACUCUAUAUAUGUCAUGUUCCCAAACUGCAUAGUCAAGUCAGAAAGGGGAACAUUACACUAAAAGUUGAUGCAGCAAAACAUGAUACAAAACAACAGUUUAAUGAAUCAAUUAAUAAUAAUAGCACUAAUAACACUAAUGGUGCUGAUGUCACUACUGUCAUCAUUCCUGUCAUCAUUGCUGUCAUCAUUGUCAUCAUUGUCAUCAUUGUUGCUUUGUACAUCUGGAAACGUUGCCAAAACCGAAGACAAACUGGAGAGCAAAAUGAUCAUCCAAACAAUGAGCAAGUGGAACAGCAACAAGACAUUCCAUUGAGAGAAGAGCAAGAACAGCCAAACCCUGACAACUUGUCAAACAGCUUGGUUUCCUCGCAGAACAUAAAUUAAUCGCAAAAGAUCUAUGUGUUGGUUUGUGGUCAUGGACAUGAAUUGUUUUGUUUUUCUUAAGUAAAAAACUAUAAGGAAACUGUUAGGUAGAGCGUUGUUGUUUGCUUUAUACUUGUGUGCUGAUAUGUAUUUUUCCUCUGCCAUAAAAAGUGCAACAUAUGUUGAACUUUCAACUGAUGAUAUUUGGUACAUAAGAAAAUGCUUGAAACCAUUGUUUACUAUUACAAAAGACCAGUCAUUCAUAAUGUGAAUAAUGAAUUGCAACAUUUAUUAUAACUGGUAGUUGUCUCAAAGAGCUAAAGGUCAGCAACACCAUAGCUCGUUGAAUGAACCACUCUCCUCAUUGAUACUUCCUUUUGUAGUGUCUGUUUUUAUCUGUCCAACUUCUUAAACUAAAAAGAGUUUUUAUUUUUUUUCUACUUCCAACCAACAAUUCCUGACAAAUAUGAAAAUUAGGCUCAUUCAUAAAGGAUGUUUAUAACAAAAACAUGUUAUCGUUUACAUGAUACAAUAUCAACAAAACAAUAUUUUGUUUCAUUAUUUGUGCUCGUGAUAACUGCUACAUGAUUCUCUUUGUUGUCUCUCUGUAUAAACCUUCUGUUAUCACGUUAUUUCACCAAUUUCUAAGAAAAUGAUGAAGUGUUAACAUCAGAUCUAAAACAUCAAAUCUGAAGUUUGAAACUGUUCCUUGGUAUUACUAGUUUUAAACCUGGUGCCUUUGUACAUGAAGUCUUUUAUACAGUAUGUGUGUCACGCUGACCUAGUAGGUGUGGCUGUUACUCUUCUCUUCCUCUUCUCUUCCUCCUCCUGCCCACUACCUGCUCUGUGUUGCUGCUGAUUAGACCUUGGCUGUGUCCGAAUUCAGGGGAAGGAUGCUUAAAAUGCCAUAUUUGGAGGCAAUGACGUCACAGCGACGCGACGAGGACUGUCCGAAUUCAAAGAGUACUCAAAAUGUGGCGACAAAUGUGUCCUACUUUUCCGCGAAUUUGAGGGUUAGUCGUGUCCGAAUUCAGGUGAAGGAUGCGCCAAUGCCAUUUUUGGAGGCAAUGACGUCACAGCGACGCAACGAAGGCUGUCCGAAUUCAAAGAGUACUCAAAAUGUGGCGACAAAUGCAUCCUACUUUGCCCUGAAUUCUAAGGAUGGUCCGAUGUAUCCUUCAUGUGCUACUAUAUCCCAGGAGUCAUUGCGGGUCAUAGAGGAGAUUUGUUUCUGAUAACGAUGGUGGUCGAAGCAGGA
Molecule: messenger RNA, 2393 nt
Organism: Oreochromis niloticus (Nile tilapia)
Lineage: Eukaryota; Metazoa; Chordata; Actinopteri; Cichliformes; Cichlidae
Product: fasciclin-2
Exons: 6
Coding region: 98-1156 (352 amino acids)
Biological process (GO): regulation of cytokine production; T cell receptor signaling pathway
Cellular component (GO): external side of plasma membrane
Molecular function (GO): signaling receptor binding
Source: RefSeq, a predicted model, not a curated record